AUGGAGCCUCGAGUGAGGAGCAGAGAUCCACGAGCUUGCUCUUCUCAUAGUGCUCUAGAAAUUGAUUGCCUUGCUAUACUACAUUACUUGGAGAACAGGCAAAAAGUGCACAAGGAUUCAAUAAACUUUUGUCAGAAUAUUUUGCACCAGAAGCCUGUUGAGUGUAAACCUAUAGUACGUAACAAUCUAUCAGAGCCUAUCCACGAUGUGGACCUUGUUGUUACAGUUGGGGGUGAUGGCACUCUAUUACAAUUACAAGGUAGCCAUUUCAUUGAUGACUCGGUUCCAGUUCUAGGAGUGAAUUCUGACCCCACACAAGCUGAAGAGGUGGAGAAGCUCAGGAAUGAGUUUGAUGCCAAUAGAAGCACAGGCUAUCUUUGCUGUGCAACAGUCAACAGCUUUGCACAGGUACUGGCCAACAUCCUCGAGGGUCGAGCUAAUCCUUCCAAAUUGACAAGGAUAUUAAUACGUGUAAACUCAAAAGUGCUUCCAACUUAUGCUCUCAAUGAUAUUUUAAUUUCACAUCCAUGUCCAGCAGCACUUUCACGAUUGUCAUUCAAAAUUAAAAAGGAUGACCAGCCAUGGUCCCUGCUGGUCCAUUCUCGAUCAAGUGGUCUCAGAGUUUCAACUGCUGCUGGAUCAACCACUGCAAUGCUCUCAGCAGGCGGAUUUCCAAUGCCCAUCUUAUCUCAGGAUCUCCAGUAUAUGGUAAUAGAGCCCAUUUCACCAGGAGACACCUCAAGCUUAAUGCACGGAUUAAUCAAAUCUCAUCAGUCCAAAGAGGGUGUCACAUACAUUGACGGUUCUGAUGUACAGAGAGAAUCAGUGAAGAAACAUGAGGAGGAAUGCGUGUUCAUGGGACCUAUGGAGAUUCCUUCACAAUCUCCCCAAACUAUUAAGCUUCAAGAUGUUUUCUUUAAUUUGUAUCAGAUUUUUAAGUCCCGCUUCAACAGAUGGAAAAUUGAAAUCGAAGAAGAAGACAGGCUGAGGUUCAUGCAGAAAGAGAUGCAGGCUGAGGUUCCUGCAGAAAGAGAUGCAGGGUCUUGUUCCUGGGAGCAGUAG
Molecule: messenger RNA, 1062 nt
Organism: Malus domestica (apple)
Lineage: Eukaryota; Viridiplantae; Streptophyta; Magnoliopsida; Rosales; Rosaceae
Source: RefSeq, a predicted model, not a curated record